This is a messenger RNA of Lymnaea stagnalis (great pond snail), 6789 nucleotides long. The record is from the annotation of a GenBank genome assembly. NCBI's taxonomy places the organism in Eukaryota, Metazoa, Mollusca, Gastropoda, Lymnaeidae.
GUUAACCUUAGAAAAGUAAACAAGGGGAACUAACCCCUGAAGUGGGGCCGGUGGAACAUUGACUUUUUAUGUCUAAGAUAUUACUGCGCCUUUAUCUCGGCAAAAAAUUCCUUCUUCAAAUUGCGGCUACUUCAAACCCACACAGUGGUAAGUUACAUUUAAUUACUAGUGUUUUAUGCGAUUGUUUUCUCGGGCUACGUUAAUUUCAGUAUUGUUAAUUUCAGUAUUUCUUUCAACGUAUGCAAAAAAAUUAAGGAGGAAAAUAAUUUACUUUGUUGGUGUUAAAAUUAAUGGGACAGGAUUUAAUAAAUUAAUUAUUAUGACAUUAUAACAUUAUGUUAAAUAAUGUUAAUUUUAGGGUAAAAUUAUAUUGAUUCGUUCGUACUGUUUUUAAUUAUUUAUCUCUGUUAUCUAAUUUUCCAUAUAUAUAUGCACCAAUUCUAAAUGACUAACCAGCUAACCCAAUACCGAACAGUUCAAAGUUUAAAAAAGUUAUCUCCACAUACUUUUCAUGGUACAGUAGAGAGAUACAGGGCGCCUUGGCUCUCCCAAUAGAUGUAUCACUAAAGUAGCUAUUCCGUAGAUGUUAUAUGUCAUUUACAAAGUAGAACAUUUCAUGGUACAGUAGAGAGAUACAGGGCGCCUUGGCUCUCCCAAUAGAUGUAUCACUAAAUUAGCUAUUCCGUAGAUGUUAGAUGUCAUUUACAAAGUACAACAUUUCAUGGUACAGUAGAGAGAUAUAGGACGCCUUGGCUCUCCCAAUAGAUGUAUCACUAAAGUAGCUAUUUCGUAGAUGUUAGAUGUCAUUUACAAAGUAGAACAUUUCAUGGUACAGUAGAGAGAUAUAGGACGCCUUGGCUCUCCCAAUAGAUGUAUCACCAAAGUAACUAUUCCGUAGAUGUUAGAUGUCAUUUACAAAGUAGAACAUUUCAUGGUACAGUAGAGAGAUAUAGGACGCCUUGGCUCUCCCAAUAGAUGUAUCACUAAAGUAGCUAUUUCGUAGAUGUUAGAUGUCAUUUACAAAGUAGAACAUUUCAUGGUACAGUAGAGAGAUAUAGGACGCCUUGGCUCUCCCAAUAGUUGUAUCACUAAAGUAGCUAUUUCGUAGAUGUUAGAUGUCAUUUACAAAGUAGAACAUUUCAUGGUACAGUAGAGAGAUAUAGGACGCCUUGGCUCUCCCAAUAGAUGUAUCACUAAAGUAGCUAUUUCGUAGAUGUUAGAUGUCAUUUACAAAGUAGAACAUUUCAUGGUACAGUAGAGAGAUAUAGGACGCCUUGGCUCUCCCAAUAGAUGUAUCACUAAAGUAGCUAUUUCGUAGAUGUUAGAUGUCAUUUACAAAGUAGAACAUUUCAUGGUACAGUAGAGAGAUAUAGGACGCCUUGGCUCUCCCAAUAGAUGUAUCACUAAAGUAGCUAUUUCGUAGAUGUUAGAUGUCAUUUACAAAGUAGAACAUUUCAUGGUACAGUAGAGAGAUAUAGGACGCCUUGGCUCUCCCAAUAGAUGUAUCACUAAAGUAGCUAUUUCGUAGAUGUUAGAUGUCAUUUACAAAGUAGAGCACGGCGUUUUAAAUAAAUAGUCUAACAUUUUUUUUAAUUUGAUGACAUAAUAUAUGAGAUGUGAUCAGCUGUUUACACCUGGUCAUGGGUCUUGGCAAGGUCCUAAGACGCGUCUCAACAACGCGUCUUUUGGAAACAUCUCAAAGACUUUCUAAAACAGGGUGUGUAUUAUUAAAACAGGGUGUGUAUUAUUAAAACAGGGUGUGUAUUAUUAAAACAGAGUGUGUAUUAUUAAAACAGGGUGUGUAUUAUUAAAGCAAGGUGUGUAUUAUUAAAACAGGGUGUGUAUUAUUAAAACAGGGUGUUUAUUAUUAAAACAGGGUGUGUAUUAUUAAACAGGGUGUUUUUUAUUAAAACAGGGUGUGUAUUAUUAAACAGGGUGUGUAUUAUUAAAACAGAGGUUUGUAUUAUUAAAACGGGGUGCGUGUUAUUAAAACAGGUAGUAUUAUUAAAACAGGAUGUGUAUUAUUAAACAGGGUAUGUAUUAUUAAAACAGGAUCUGUAUUAUUACAACAGGAUGUGUAUUAUUAAACAGGGUGUGUAUAAUAAAACAGUGUGCAUUAUUAAAACAGGGUGUGUAUUAUUUAAACAGUGCGUGUAAUAUAUAUUUUUUUUUUUAAAUUACUUGACAGUUACGACCUUUUGGGGGUGAGGGCGCGGGGCAGUGUUGACACUGAGGAAGAGGGACUGGAAGGGUUUUGAAUGACCGCUCAUAUGGCUUUUAACAUUUUCUGGACUCCUUACGCAAUUUAAUUUUUUUUUUCAAUUACAUAUGUUAUAUAUAUCCCUCUCUCUUUCUUUCUCGCUCUCAUGCAAAUCAAUCAUCCACCAUUGACAAAACAGUUCCGUCUUUAAAUCUUAAUUAAAAGAAAUAACAAACUCAGAGCUUCACUAAAUGUGAACUGGUAAGCAAAUAAAAUGUGACUGCAUUUAAUGCAGAUUUAACUUAAAAGAAACCGAAACUGACUCAAAUAUCAAUGAUGGUAAAUGUGUCCAGAUAAUGCCUGCCUUAAAAGAUUGACACAGCGGUCGAAAGAGUUGAAAUACUUAUAAAUGGAUGUCAAAUUUAGACCCAUUUCCGAACGAAACCUUCAGAUUUUUAAACGGGGAUCAACUCACAGGAGUAUUCAGCAUUGGAGGUUAUAGGUUAGAUUUCAGAGGUCUAAUCUAAUUUUAAUGAGUCAUGAGAUGUUCAAUUUUGAGGACGCCGACGAUUGCACGGCAUUAACAACAAACAUUAUCACCAUGGCAACAAAGUGAGGAACAUAUGAUGCUGGAAUGGAGGCCUUGUUUUACAGCAUUCUUCAGACCUUUUUUUUAAAAAAAGUUCUCCUUUCAAAAUUAGAACUGAAUUGUAAUGAGAACUUAUAUCCGCUUAUAGAUAAUGAGAGGUUAGAAUGUUUCAAAACUAUACCGCAGUGUAAAUGGAUGCCAUAUGUAUUCCAAUCAAGCAAUGGUAGAAAUGCACCUCUUACAUUUUUUAAUUUACAAAAAAAAAUUAUUUACACUAUUUUUGGGGAUCUGUUGAUAAAAAUUCAUUGUAUGAUAGUCUGAACGACAAUUUACUUAUAUAAUGAUUUCAUGAAUUGUUCCAAGGUAACUGAGAAAUGCAAAGAUGGCCCUUCCUGGAGGAGUUAGCGUUCCUGCUCUUGUAGCUGUGUGUACCAUCGGGGUUGGCGUUCUUCUGCACUUGAUUGGUUUAGCCUCACCGGAGUGGUCAGCUCUUCAUGUAAAUGGCCAAUCUGUGUCAUACGGCCUUUGGAAAGCAUGUCUGAGUGGCAUAGAGAUUUGUGGUGAUUACCCAUUUGAUACAUUGCGUAAGUAAGGCGUUUUUUGAGAAAACUGGAUUAGUUGUGUUUGGGGCAAUUUUAAAUGUUUUUGUUUUUAAAAGCGGAAGUGCUUAUUGAAAACUGUGAAAGAACUUUUUUUUUUUUAAUUGCAUCAAAUCAGACUUUGCCAUUGUAUGCUAGUAAUUAGUUUUUGUAGUGUUGCGUUUGUUUUAAAUGUGGUAAAUUAUAGAUUUGUAUUUUGUUGACUUUGUACCGCGCUUCGAGCCUUUGGGGAUGAAGCGUGUUUUUGAAAUGAACUUUAUUAUUAUUAUUAUUAAAAAAUUAGGGGAACCCACUUGGUGAUAGAUGUUACUUGUUUUUGUUAAAAAUUAGUUUCGGCCUUACGGCUCACUAUAUAUGUAUUAAAGAACUGUAAAACAAUAUAUCAAUAACUUUAAUAAUUAAUCAUUGAAUAUUGAUCCUUAUAUUUGUCGUAUAGCUGAUGAAUGGAAAAGUAGCCUCCGGGCCUGUGAAGCCUUCGCCAUUUUAGGAAUGUUGGCAAGUUUUCUGGGUCUAGCCAUGGCCGCGAUAUCUGUUCUUUUUCCUAUGAUGGGGAAACCCAAGAAUGCUAUGUUUCCUGUGAUUUCAUUGGCUGGUUGUAUGGCAGCAUGUGAGUUUAUUAUUUUAUUUUAAUAUUCACGUGAGUCCAUUUUGGUACCAUAAAACCAGAUAAAUUCUAUGUUCAUUGGAAUAAACAUAUUUUCGAUGGUGAAAUUUGUAACGUGGCCAAAAUGUGAAGCAUGUUCAAUGGCCUUUUCGCACGAGGUGACUUCGGCUGGAAAGGCCAUGUCACGAAAUUGGACAAAAGCUAUAAUCCUAGGGUCUAUGAUGUACCAAGAACUAGCAGACAAUAUAAGAUUUAGACGGUCACUCAAUAUACAUUAGUCAGGAAAACAUGAAAGCAAUCAACAUAAACAUAGAGCAAUGAGAGCACAUCGCUGAUGACCGUUCAAGCUGACCAGCUGUGGUUAUUACAGGUGUCAGAACAAACGUAAUGGUCAAAUGGGGUAGGGAUGAAUUCAAAAGGAAGGCCCAAGUAUACACAAUUUGAAUAUAUGUAUAUAAUAGCGAGAACCCGGCAUUCGUUGCAAUGCUACUUAAAGAAAAUAUAGUGUUUGUGUUUUAAUAACGCUUUUUAAGUAAUUUUUAAAUAGAAAAUUGUGUUUUUGUUUUUUACUUCUGGUGCGUAACACAAAUAAAUAAGAAGGUUUCUCGAAGCGUGAGCAGGCAACAUACAGCUGUGCACGUGAGAAACAUGUUUUUUUUAAAAUUUAGUCAACACAAUUGUAGCGAUUGAUCCAUCCAUUUAAUAGCUCUGUUUGAAAUUAUAUUUUUAUAGGUCACAUAAAAAAAAAAGGCCCCUUGCCCCAGACGCAAAAUUGUAAAAUGAUUGUACUAAUGCAAAAACCUACUUAUUAUGUCACACACAAACUGAAAUGUCGCUUGUAUUUGAUUCAAUUUCAUCCGCCCAAGCAACAACUCUGUUUGAAAUUAUAUUUCUACAGUUCAUAUAAGAAAAAGAUAAUUUAGAUAAAAUAGUUAAAAUAUAAAAAGGGCGAACAAGAGUUAACAUAGUAAGUACCAGAGGCGUAGCGAGGGGGGGGCAGGGAGGGACAGAUGUCCCCGGGCGCAAGCUAGUUAGGGGCGCCAAAAUGUGCUUUGAUAUUAUAUAAUUGGUAAAAAUAAUGGGUUUGAGAGUUGAAAAAAGAAAAGCGGGCGCUCUAAAAAUGGAUCUUGUCCCCGGGCGCCAAACACCCUCGCUACGCCUCUGGUAAGUACGCCAUACGAUGAGUAAGUAAGGAUAAAUGUAUUUUUUAAUUCUGCCGGAAAAAGACUUGAUUUAAUUUUCACACUACCUUGCUCCCCCCUGCUCUUCGCUCGCUACGCCUCUGGUACUUACUAUGUGAACUCUUGUUCGCCCUUUUUAUAUUUUAACUAUUUUAUCUAAAUUAUCUUUUUCUUAUAUGAACUGUAGAAAUAUAAUUUCAAACAGAGUUGUUGCUUGGGCGGAUGAAAUUGAAUCAAAUACAAGCCAGUCAAAAAAGGCACAACAUAUAUCUAUUUAUCCAAUCAGCUCUCUACCAUUCUAUGCAUCCAUCCAUUUCUAUAGCCAUCACUUCAUCAAGCCAUCAAUCAUCCAUCUACACCUAAAUUUGGCAAUUUAUCCACAUAUUUAUCUGUUGUAUAUAUCUUUUUUUACAUAUUUACAAACUCUGCAUUAAUUGCUUUCUUUAGAAAUAAUUAAAGUUUAAUUUUUUUUUUAUUUCAGUUAUUUGUAUCCUGAUAGCCAUCAUUGUUUGGGGCGCAAAAGUGCACGCAGACUAUCUGUCAAAACUGGACAUCGGCUAUUCUUUUAUCCUGAGUAUCAUUGGUGGUAUCAUGAUAGUUGUUGGCGGUUUGCUAGGUCUUAUUGGCAACGAAAGAGUUUAAUAUCAUUCAAUCCACCUUGAUAAAUACCUCUCUCUCUCUCUCUCUCUCUCUCUCUCUCAGAACAUUCACAAAUGUGUAAUCAGGCAUAUUCAGUGAUCUCUCUCUCUGAACAUGCAUACAGGUUCACGCAGACAUAUUUACCAAUAUGGGGGGUGGGGGAGGGAGGGGGCUGAGCAUAUAUUUUAAUAAACCGAAGCACUCCACCAACACAUGCGUGAAGAGAAAAUACAGAAAAUCCCAUUUUAAAAAUCUGAUAUUACAGUUUGCUCCCUUCAAGAGACACAGGCACAAAUGUAUGUGCUUUAAAAUCCAAAAAAUAGCAAAAAUAAACAAUCUAAUUUUUUAAAGCUUCAAAAUGUAGAGAGCAAAUGUUGCAUUAACCAUUAAAGGUUACAGGUACUAAAUAAAAUUAAGAUCAACCCUUUCUUCAAAUAUAAUUAUUAUUAUUAUUAUUAAAAUUAAAGUUCUAUUCAAUAAAUGAUUAAAAAUACAUCAAACAUAAAACAAGUAAACUUAAUGAUCUUUUAGUUUAAAUCACUGAAUAAAUUAUCACAAUUUAAUGUUGAAACUUGUAUCUUAUUUUAAUUGUAUUCAAUCCUUUGGUUUCUUUAUUUCAUUUGCUUUUAUUCAUUAAGUAUGGUUUGAUAUAUAUCUUAUCUAGAAUUAAAAUUGUAUUAUUGAUCUACUUUUGUAUUACUGUUUAGAUCGUGUAGAAACCCUAACUCCCCUAUUGUUUUAGUCUUUUAAAAAAUCACAAGUUAUCAGUGCAAAUUAUUAAAAUAAUUAGCAAUUAAUUUAAUGAUUUAGAAGGGAAGGCAACUGCGGUUAUACAAUCUUGUAUUAGGCACUUACAAAAUGACAAGGGCGGUAAGUAAAGGUCAUGUUAUGGUUAUAUCCCCAGCAUUUAGAAAUUCGCUCAACAGCAAAAUCUAUUCAAUAGUGUUACUCUUAUACAGUGGCGAAUUAGGGGGAGG